CUUCUUAUCAGUUAGAAAGCGGGAAAAAUAGAUUGUAAUUUGUAACACAAAGCAUUAUUUCGUAUUUUUCGAAUGUAUUGUAUUUCGUAGGUAUAACUAUUUUUCGAAGCACCGUGCUAUUGUAAACCUGCCGAAGAGGGACUUUGAAGUCCAGAACACAAAUAUAGUGUGUACAGGCAAAAUACCAGAAAUAAUGAAGAAAUAUUUGAAUAGUGCUACCAAAACUUCCAGUAUUCAAAAACCAAAAAGAGAUGAUGAUUAUUCAGUAGCAAGAUGUUCUUCUAUUCCUCGUCUUCGAACAUCAGGCAGCAUGGGAGGAAUAAGUAAUAUUCCCAUUAGUGUAAUAAAACAAAGACCUUCAGCACAGCCUACAUUUUCUUCUAAUUAUUCAUCAAAAUUACUCCAACUUGUGCAACGUGUUAGUGUUACAGAGAAACGUUCUGUGAAAGAUGUAAGACCUUUAUCAGAAAAAUGGUAUAUGCAGAAAUGUAUUCAGCAAGUGCAAGAGUUCUUGAUAGAGAAAAAUUAUUCUUUUCCACAUGGUACUAGAAUUCUGUCCAAUCCAACAACUAAAUCCUUUUAUCAUAUUUUUGAAUUUAUGUAUUGUUGGCUGGAUCCAAGUUAUACCACAACUGAAAAACCUGAAGAAAUAAUAUAUAUUUUAAAAUUGAUCAAUUAUCCAUUUAUAAAUAAUAUAAAGAGAUCACAACUUUUAGUGGUAGGACCACAAUCAUGGCCUAAUUUAUUAGGAGUAUUAACAUGGAUGAUACCUCUAAUUCAGUAUAUUGAGAACUGUGAUAUGAAAGCUUUUAUGAAUGAUAAUGAGUUUGAAGGAACUGAAUUCUGUUAUACAUUACAGGAGACUAUUGCCAGAAAUUACAAUUUAUUUACUUCUUCAGGAGAAGCAAAUUAUGAAAUAUAUGAUCAACUAGCUGAAAAUUUGUUUGGAAACUUUGAGUCUUUAAAUUUAUUGAUGCAAGAUAAAGAAGAAUUUGAAAAGGAACUAAGGAUGUUGGAAGAAGAAUUAGAAAAUAUGCAUGAAAUACGUAUUCUGAGAGACAAAACAAAGUCUGAUAUUACUUGUGUAAAUAAUUACAUUGAUGAAAUGAAUGAUCAUAUCAGUCAAAAAGAAAAAGACAUAGAAGAAUUGGAACAAAUUAUAAAUAAAAAACAGUUAGAAUAUGAUGAAUUGAAACCUGAAGUUUCAAAAUUGGAGAAAAUAUAUAAUGAUCAAGAGAUAAGUACUCAGAGUGUUGAAUAUGUUAAUGUUCAGAAAUCUUAUUUGAUUAAAAAGAUUGAUGAAAAUAAAGUUCUUAUGGAAAAUGCCAAAAAAGCACUUUGGGAAGAAGAAAUGACAACAGCUAGUCAAAUUCAAAAAGUCCAAAAUAAAUGUUCUGAAUUUAACAAAAUAUACCAACAGUUCAGAAUGGAAGUAAAAAAUUAUUACAAAGUGGAACUUCCAGAAUUUGAAUUCAAUCCUUCUGCUAAUUCUCUGCAAUAUAAUGUGUGGAUUGAAAAUAUCAAUCCAAAAUUACUUGACAGUGAAACAAGGAUAAAAGAUAUAACGGUUAAGAAUGAAAAUUUAUUGUUAGAACAACAAAAUUUGAAAAAAGGAUUGGCUAUGCAAAAUGCUGAAUUGCAUUUAUCACUACAAGUUUUUGAAACAAAACUGGAACAACAACAAAAGUUACAGGAUGCUAGAAGACAGGUAUUUAUCAAAUAAACAAUAUUUUUAGUUUUAAAAAUUUUUUGCCAGAU
Molecule: messenger RNA, 1758 nt
Organism: Centruroides sculpturatus (bark scorpion)
Lineage: Eukaryota; Metazoa; Arthropoda; Arachnida; Scorpiones; Buthidae
Product: kinetochore protein NDC80 homolog
Exons: 13
Coding region: 194-1723 (509 amino acids)
Biological process (GO): attachment of mitotic spindle microtubules to kinetochore
Cellular component (GO): Ndc80 complex
Source: RefSeq, a predicted model, not a curated record